This is a messenger RNA of Neomonachus schauinslandi (Hawaiian monk seal), 663 nucleotides long. RefSeq names its product chromosome 13 C9orf40 homolog (gene C13H9orf40). The transcript is spliced from 2 exons. NCBI's taxonomy places the organism in Eukaryota, Metazoa, Chordata, Mammalia, Carnivora, Phocidae. Bases 35 to 616 code for a protein of 193 amino acids. The record is from RefSeq and is a predicted model, not a curated record.
CGCCGGGCGGGCUCCGCCCGAGGCUCCGGGGCCCAUGGCCAAGCGGCGUGCGGCCAAGCCGCUAACGUUCCACGUGCCUUGGAAGCGGCUCCUGCUCUGCGACUUCCCCGAGGAGCCGCCGCCGCUCUGGAUCCCGCCGCCGGGGGCCUCCCAUCCCGGGCAGCCAGUCGGCGCCCCGGAGCUGCCCCGAAAGCGCAAAAUCGACGCGGGGGCUAUGACUGAGCCUUCAGCUUCGCCCAGCAAGCGCCGCGACGGCCGGGACAGCAGCGUUCCGGGCGGCGUGCAGCGUGAGGGCCGAGGCCUGGAGACGGGCGAGCCGCCGCAGCAGCUGCCUCCCGUGCGGCCCCGCGGGCCAGGGGAGGAGCCCCGGGGCGCCCGGCCCCCGAGGGGCGGUGGCGACGACGGGGCGGGGCGCACAGAGCCCCGGCGGGGAGACUGGGGGGCAGCACCGCGCCAGCUCAAUGAAGAAUUUUGGCAGUAUAACACCUUCCAGUACUGGAGGAAUCCUUUACCACCUAUUGAUCUGGCAGACAUCGAAGAUGUAGUUGAAGACAACCCGCCAGAAGCAACGCUUCAGGGCAAGGAUGAAGUGGUUGAGAUUGACAUGGAGUCCUGACAGAAGGAACUGAAGAAUAGGUUUCUCUGAAUUUGAGGAGGCACCUA